AUGUCUUCUCCUCUAAAUCGGCUUGGCAGGCUAUCACUCCAAGAGAUGCCACCAAUGACCGGUUCAAUAGCGGGAGUUGCUUCAAGAGCCGCUUCGUCAAGUUACCCGGACGGCCAAGAUUCGAAUGCAUCGGACACCGAUAGCGGUGACGACGACUAUACAAACGUUGAGGGGAAUGAACACCUUGCCAUUGCCCAGUCUCCUUCACGGCUCUUGUACAAUCUUGACCAACUUUCAGACAUAAGAAAAGCUGCAGUACGGGAUGUCUUCAACGAGCCUCCCGAGAUUGCACUACAACGAUGCCGACGCAUCGGAAACACGUAUGCCUUUCAAAUGACAGAGUUGGUUACGCGAUCUAUUCGAAUUCGAGCUCCAGAGAUCACCGAGACAUCUCCCCGUCUCUCAUGCUCAUGCCGCCAAGGUGAUGAGGCCCCGGAUGCCCCAUGUGGCCACCUGCUUUGGCUUCUUGACCAAGUCCUCAAACAGACUCUGUACAACCACGACGGUUCUAAACCUUUGAAUUUGAACAAAUACGGAUAUGCGAAAGAAAUGGGUGAUCCGUUUCAGGCUAUUUGCGACUUCCAUUUAGAUAUACUGGCUGAUGGGCUGCAUUGCCCUGUAGUGAAGCCGUAUUCCUACGCAGAUGAGCAUGACGACCUCAACAAUCAUCGCAUCACGGAGGCCAGAGAGCUUCUUGCCUCGGUGUACUCAACACCCCCCGAACUCUUUCGUCCGGACAUUUUCACUCAUCCUGCAAUGGAUGAUGACCGUAUUAUACGACGGAAUGAUCUAGACUACACUGUCCUCCGCAUGCUUCUCGACAACUCCAACUUUUUUCAGUACUUCCUGUCACUUUCACGCCCCAGCGAUCCCGUAUGUGAUGUCUUCCGCAAACUUUCGAAGCGGGUCGAUCAUGUUCUACGCGAACUGGAUUCUUUCUCACUCUCCUCCUGCUCACCAUCACCCACGAGCAACUGUGCGGAAACGCGUGGCACCGCCGACCAAACGACCGCUCGGGAUGUAACAUGGGCCGCAAGGCAUCUCCUUGGAAUCGUCGGCCUAAUACGCUCCUCCAUAUACAAUCGCGAUUGUCCCUUGCAAUCCUACGAGGCUCUAAGCGCCGCCCGCACGCUGGUGCAGAUUCUCGCCUCGGUCGUGGCCCGCAACCGUGACGCCUGCUCCGGACAAAGUCGGGUUGAUCGCAAUCUAUACCUACGAUUAGUUGGUGAUCGGGGCGAGGACGGAUUUGUAAUUGCAGAGUUAGACUUAUUGCCCGAGGCUGCUAGCCAUCUCGUUGAUAGCCUGGAGGCAAUUCUGGAUCAGGUUGAACUUCAGGGAGCCCCGACGGCUUAUGUCGUCAGGUUUCGCGUUCUAGUUUGA
Metarhizium acridum CQMa 102 is the source of this 1380-nucleotide messenger RNA. The record is from RefSeq and is a predicted model, not a curated record. Lineage: Eukaryota; Fungi; Ascomycota; Sordariomycetes; Hypocreales; Clavicipitaceae.